Messenger RNA from Coregonus sp. 'balchen', 4726 nucleotides. The record is from the annotation of a GenBank genome assembly. Lineage: Eukaryota; Metazoa; Chordata; Actinopteri; Salmoniformes; Salmonidae.
AAGGACGAGGUGCGCGGGCAGCUGGACAGCGCCCUGCAGGACGUGAACGUGCGCUAUGCUGUGCUGGAGGAGACUGAGAAGAGGGCCGUGUGCCGGGCGCUCAUCGAAGAGAGGGGCCGUUACUGCGCCUUUGUCAGCAUGCUCAAACCUGUGCUGGUGAGUAGGUUAUAUUAUUAUCAUCUGAUCUAGAAUCAGUCGGUGUUCAUGACAAAUAUGUGUUCAUGAGUUAGUUAUAGUCUCAUCUGAUCCAGAAUCUGUCAGUAUUCACGUCAAACCUGUGCUGGGGUUAUCGUCUCAUCCAGAAUCAGUCUGAUCUAGAAUCAGUUUCCAUGCCAAAUAUGUAUUUUUGGGGUGGUUGUUAUUAUAAUUAAAAUCCAGAAUCAGUCUUUAUGAUUCAAGCCAAAACUGUGUGGGUGAGGGCUUUAUACUCUCAUCUGACCCAGAAUCAGUCAGUACUACCUAGGCCUAGACUGGCCCAAGGAUCUAGUUGGAAUGCUCAGCUGCUAAAGUUGAUCUAUUUUUAUAUAAAAAGUCUCUGGCUUCUGUUUUAGUGAUGGGAACAGGUUGGAGGCCCCAGAACCCCAUAAUGAAACACCAUGCAAGCUCAUUGGUGUUUACACUGUUGACAUGAGAGAGAGUCUCUUGGGUGAAUCUGGCAGUGAUUGAUGGUGAUAGGACAGUCAGUGCCCCAAGGCCUCAGUUCCCCAUAGGGCUCUCGUCAAAAGUAGUGCACUAUGUAGGGAAUAGGGUUCCAUUUGGGACGCAGACAGUGUUACUUAACGUUUUGUCACAUGCACAAGUACAUUGAAAUGCUUAACUUGCAAGCCCUUCCCAACAAUGCAGUAUUCAAUAUCAAAAUAGAAAAAUAUGAGAAAUAAAAAAAGGGGGGGGGGGGGGGGUGUGUAAGCUGUCUUAGUGGGUAGAGACCUGUGGAUGAGUCAAUGUGGAUAGACUGUGGGAGAGCAGUAGUUGUUAGCCAUUUAACAGUCUUAUGGCCAGGAGAUAGAAGCUGUUUAGGGGUAUGUUGGUCUGAGCCUUGAUACCACCUGCCGGAAGGAAGCAUAGAGAACAGUCCAUGUCCCGGGUGGCUGGAGUCUGGCAAUUUUUGGGGCCUUUCUCCGACACCGCCUGCCAUGUACGUCCUGGGAGCUUACCCCCAGUGAUGUGCUGGGCCGUCCGCACCAGCCUCUGUAGGGCCUUCCGGUCCAGGGCAGUGUAGUUGCCAGACGGUGAUACAACCAGUCAGGAUGCUCUCGAUGGUGCAGCUGUAAAAGUUCUGAGGGGCCAUGCCAAAUCGUUUCAACCUCCUGAGGGAGAAGGGGUGCUAAAAUUGAAAGAAAUUACACCAAAUAUCUCUCAAUUCUACGGAUCACGUCAUCUCAUUAUACGCCGACGAUAUCUUACUUUAUCUAGCCAAUGUAUCUCAAUCUCUCCCAAAUGCUUUGAAGAUCAAAUUCAGCUCCAUUUCACGUUUUAAAAUAAAUCUGCCUCUUAAGAACCCGACAGAGGGACCCCAUCUCUUCUUAUGGAAUCCCAAUCGUUUCCCAUUUUAAAUAUUUAGGAAUAGAUAUAUAUAUAUAUUUAUUUUAGAUAAAAUCAUUGCCUAAAAACUAAAACAUAACGCUCAAAUCAAUUCAAUCAGACCUCAGUAGAUGGAUUAACAUCCCAGUCGCUCUAACUGGCAGAAUUUCUAUUGUGAAAAUGAAUAUAUUGCCUUGGUUGAAUUGUGAGCUCAAUGCUUCCUAUGUUUGCCCCUUCCGGCUAUUGGGAUGAAAUCCAUAGUGCAUUUUCAGAAUGUACAGUACCAGUCAAAUUCUGGACACCUUAUUGUUCCAGGGUUUUUCUUAAUUUUUUACAAUUUUCUACAUUGUAGAAUAAUAGUGAAGACAUCAAAACUAUGAAAUAACACAAAUGGAAUUAUGUAGUAACCAAAAAAGUGUUAAACAAAUCAAAAUAUUUUUUUGAUUCUUCAAAGUAGCCAUGCUUUGCCUUGAUGACAGCUUUGCACACUCUUGGCAUUCUCUCAACCAGCUUCAUGAGGUAGUCACCUGGAGUGCAUUUACAUUAACAGGUCUGCCUUGUUAAAAGUUAAUUUGUAAAAUGUCUUACCUUAAUGUGUUUGAGCCAAUCAGUUGUGUUGUGACAAGGUAGGAGUGGUAUACAGAAGAUAGCCCUAUUUGGUAAAAUACCAAGUCCAAAUUAUGGCAAGAACAGCUCAAAUAAGCAAAGAGGAACAACAGUCCAUCAUUACUUUAAGACAUGAAGGUCAGUCAUUCCGGAAAAUGUCAAGAACUUUUCUUAAAGUGCAGUCGCAAAAACCAUCAAGCGCUAUGAUGAAACUGGCUCUCAUGAGGAUCGCCACAGGAAAGCAAGACCCAGAGUUACCUUUGCUGCAGAGGAUAGGUUCGUUAGAGUUAACUGCACCUCAGAAAUUGCAGCCCAAAUAAAUGCUUCACAGAGUUCAAGUAACAGACACAUCAACAUCAACUGUUUAGAGGAGACUGCGUGAAUCAGGCCUUCAUGGUCAUAUUUCUGCAAAGAAACCACUACUAAAGGACACAAAUCAGAAAAAGAGACUUGCUUGGGCCAAGAACACGAGCAAUGGACAUUCGACCGGUGGAAAUCUGUCCUUUGGUCUGAUGAGUCCAAAUUUGAGAUUUUUGGUUCCAACCGCCGAGUCUUUGAGACGCAGAGUAGGUGAACGGAUGAUCUCUGUGUGUGUGGUUCCCACCAUGAAGCAUGAAGGAGGAGGUGUGGGGGUGCUUUGCUGGUGACACUGUCAGUGAUUUAUUUAGAAUUCAUGGCACACUUAACCAGCAUGGCUACCACAGCAUUCUGCAGCGAUACGCCAUCCCAUCUGGUUUGCGCUUAGUGGGACUAUCAUUUGUUUUUCAACAGGACAAUGACCCAAAACACACCUCCAGGCUGUGUAAGGGCUAUUUGACCAAGGAGGGUGUUGGAGUGCUGCAUCAGAUGACCUGGCCUCCACAAUCACCCGACCUCAACCCAAUUGAGAUGGUUUGGGAUGAGUCGGACCGCAGAGUGAAAGAAAAGCAGCCAACAAGUGCUCAGCAUAUGUGGGAACUUCUUCAAGACUGUUGGAAAAGCAUUCCUCAUGAAGCUGGUUGAGAGAGUGCAAAGGGUGGCUACUUUGAAGAAUCUGAAAUCUAAAAUAUAUUUUGAUUUGUUUAACACUUUUUUGGGUACUACAUGAUUCCAUAUGUAUUAUUUCAUAGUUUGAUGUCUUCACUAUUAUUCAACAAUGUAGAAAAUAGUUUAAAAAAGCUGAUCUAAGUUGAAGUUAAAGAAAAAAUACUUACCUGGUAAUAUAAAUGCUUCUCUCAGAUCUUGCUAUGUCCUCAAACCAUUACAUCGCAAAGGGUAUGGAUACCACAUUUGGACCAUUGGGACGCCCAGACUCCAAUAUUUAACAAUAAUGCCUUGCGAUCUGUAGGAAGGCCUUUCACAUCGCCCCAAUGGUCCAAAUGUGGUAUCCAUACCCUUUGCGAUGUAAUGGUUUGAGGACAUGGAAAGAUCUGAAAGAAGCAUUUAUAUUACCAGGUAAGUCUUUUUUCUUUAACCUCAACUUAGAUCAGCUAUGCUGGCCUAUGGAGUUCCAUGGAAAACCCAGCUGUAGAACCAUCCAAUGAUGGAAUUUGUAAACAUAUUAUCUGGUCUCCCGAAAGGACUAGGGAAGAUGAGGGAGGAGAAAUAUGAUGGCCAUGCAUCAUUUUUGCAAAUAAGACCUUGCUUUUUCAUUGUAAGCUCAUUUACUUGUGUUGCUGCCAGUCAAAUAGGGUUGCACUUCUCUUGUCAUCUGAUCAAAUUUAAGCUGUUUUCUGCUGAAUGUCUUGCACUAAUGUAUGUUCUGUGAAGGAAAACUAUAGUUGCACCUCCCUGAUCACUCACUCUAUUGAAGCAAAAAAAACACACUCACUUUCAAUAUAAAACGUGACCCUUGUCAAUACACAGCUGGACUCACGCUUUCUCUCAUUGUCCUAUUUACAAACAAACGUGACUGGUUUAACUGUUCUGGGGAACUACGGUAAGCUUCGGAAUGUAAAAUAAUGUGAUCUGCUUCAUCUCCUAACGUAUUGCACAAGUUGACUGCUGGUAUUUACAAAAAGAAUUGCUAUAAAUAUACACAUUUAUUGAAAAACUUCAAAGAAAUUGUUUUGACGGUAUUGAAAGACCAUCCCGUGGCUAUUUCCAAAUACCCUGGUAUACCGCCCAAGCUUUGUUACUAGGGGCUAUUUGUAACUGUUAGUUGUUUCUGGGAUCUGUGGUUAGGGGCAACGCUGUGGUUUUUGGUGAUUGGUUGUGUGUCUGUGAUCUGAUCUGUGGUUGUGUGUUUGUGUGUGUGUGUGUGUGCAGGAUCAUGAGAUCUGCAUGCUGGGGGAAGUGACCCACCUGCAGACCAUCCUGGAAGACCUGAGCAACCUGACGGCUGAGCCCAGCAAACUGCCCCCCGCCAGCGAACAGGUAAGCUGGAUGAUUCACUCACACACACACACACACUUGUUCGCGCCACACACACAGAGACAUCAAUAUACCUUCCCAAAUGCACUUAACCACAUACUCGCACACACACACACACACACACACACACACACACAGUGUUAGAUAUUCCCACAGUUCCAUGUACUCAUUCUCACACAUUAAAAGCUUUUUUCUCCCAACUUCUCAACAGGUGAUCCUGGAUCUGAAGGGAUCCGACUACAGCUAC